Messenger RNA from Chenopodium quinoa (quinoa), 2091 nucleotides. RefSeq lists its product as uncharacterized. Gene Ontology annotation, cellular component: nucleus. Gene Ontology annotation, biological process: rRNA processing. Gene Ontology annotation, molecular function: protein binding. Bases 358 to 1818 code for a protein of 486 amino acids. The transcript is spliced from 15 exons. The record is from RefSeq and is a predicted model, not a curated record. Lineage: Eukaryota; Viridiplantae; Streptophyta; Magnoliopsida; Caryophyllales; Amaranthaceae.
AUGGAAAAAAUUUUAAUAAAAAAUUGACAUAUGCCUCUUAAUAAUAGAUUAUUUAGUUCGUGAUUUUAGUGAAAAAUAAAAAAACCUAAAUGCAAUGACGCCAAUGAGGAGGGUAGUGAUUUCAUUCUAAAAAAAAAAAAAAAAAAAAAAAAGUCCCAAAUUUCGUUCCUCACUUCUCCAGCGCGCCGCCCACUCCGCCUGUGCCCCCUCCAUCGCCGCCGACUUCAUCUUCGCCCGCUGCCUCAUUCAAUUCGCCGCCCACGCUUGUCUCCAUUGAAGACUGAAGACUGGUGGCUUCCACCUGCAACACUUGUUAUAUUAUAUAGUUGUUGAUAAUUUUAAUUGAGGUGAUAAACGAUGAUUGCGGCAAUUUCAUGGGUGCCCAAGGGAGUAGCAAAAUCAUUACCAGAAGUUGCUGAACUUCCAUCUAAAGAAGAAAUUGAUAAGUUGCUCCAAAGUGGUGUUCUUCAUACAGCUGAUGUUGAGCAUGAUGAUGAUGAUGAUGAAGAAGAAGACGAGAACAUGGAUGCAGAGAGCACCAAGGAGGUUGAUGAAGUUGCACUUGCAUCUGUUGCGGCAGAGGCACUUGGCAAGGAUUCUGGUGAUAUAGCUGAUGCCUUCAAGGAACUUGACAUGGAACAUUAUGAUGAAGAAGACGAUGAUGGCAUUGAUGUAUUUAGCAAAGGGCUUGGUGAUGCUUAUUAUCCCAGCAGUGAAUUGGACCCGUACCUAAAGGAUAAGGAUGAUAAUGAUUCAGAAGAGGAAGAGGAUAUGAUCAUAAGAGCAGAAGAUUCGAUCAUUGUUUGUGCACGUAAUGAAGAAGAAAUCAGUCAACUUGAGGUCUAUAUCUUAGAGGAUACAGAAGAUGGUCCAAACUUGUAUGUUCACCAUGACAUCAUUAUAUCAGCAUUUCCUUUAUGCACUGCGUGGCUUGACUGCCCACUAAAAGGCGGAGAAAGAGGAAACUUUAUUGCUGUGGGUUCAAUGGAACCUUCAAUUGAAAUAUGGGAUCUUGAUAUUAUUGAUGAAGUUGAACCAUCACUUGUAUUAGGUGGUGUUGAUGAGUGUCUUGAGAAGAAGAAAAAAAGAAAGAAGAAACCUAAGUUCAAAGAAGACAGCCACACCGACGCAGUGCUUGGCCUUGCUUGGAACAAGGAGUUCAGGAAUAUACUUGCUAGUGCCAGUGCAGACAAAAAAGUUAAGAUAUGGGACGUGGCUACUGGAAAGUGUAGUAUUACCAUGGAGCACCACUCUGACAAGGUUCAAGCAGUUGCAUUCAGUCAUCAUGUACCACAAAUUCUUUUAAGUGGAUCUUUCGAUCAUUCAAUUGUUAUGAAGGAUGGAAGGAAGCCUUCACACUCUGGAUAUAGAUGGUUUGUUGUAGCUGAUGUUGAGAGCCUGGCAUGGGAUCCUCAUACAGAACACUCUUUUGUUGUAAGCCUUGAGAAUGGAAUGAUUCAGGGUUUUGACAUUCGAGCUGCUAGUUCCAGUUCAGAUUCAGAAUUGAAGCCUAGUUUCACCAUUCAUGCACAUGACAAAGCUGCCAGCUCUAUCUCAUAUAAUCCCUCCAUACCAAAUCUCCUUGCUAGUGGCUCAAUUGAUAAAAUGGUUAAACUAUGGGAUUUGACAAAUAACCAGCCUUCCUGUAUUUCUUCCCGGAAUCCUAAAGCUGGAGCUGUUUUUUCAGUUUCCUUCUCACAGGAAAACCCUCUUUGGCUUGCUAUCGGAGGUUCUAAGGGAAUAUUAGACGUAUGGGAUACAUCUUCUGAGGCCGGAGUUGCUAAGAAGUAUAGCAAAAACAUUGAUAAGAAGUCAUAGUUUGAUGAUUUAGAAAGAUCAGCAGUUGAAUGAUAGAGUGCAUUUUUCCAGGAUUGCUGAUCUAAAAAAUUUUUGGUUUUCUUUAGAUUUUAUCAAUUCUCCUUACAUUUCAGAUUGCCUUUUUUUUUUGGGUCAUUUGUUUAAUCAAUGAUAUUUAAUAUAAGAGUAAGUUCACUAUUAUUGCAAUGAAAUCACUUGGUCUUAAAAAACAAGAAAAAAAAUACUAUGUAACAUAAAUUUUGAAAAGGUCUUGGCUGCAUGAGCACUUUAACC